This is a messenger RNA of Cutaneotrichosporon oleaginosum, 2003 nucleotides long. Lineage: Eukaryota; Fungi; Basidiomycota; Tremellomycetes; Trichosporonales; Trichosporonaceae. The record is from RefSeq and is a predicted model, not a curated record.
AGACAGCUUGCCCACCGGCGGCCGGGGUUAGCGUCUUUCAGCGUCGUUUCAGCGUCGACAUAUAAUACGUUCCCACGCCCGCGCGUUUGACCAACGCCUGUCCGUUUGCCUGGCAUCAUGACAGACUGGGAAGCCAAGGCGGCCGCGAAGCGCGCCCAGCGCGACGCCCUCCUUCCAAAGGACACGCUCCUGCCCUCCGCCCCCACGGAUCUCGACGUAUCGUCCGUCCCAGCGACGAGCGGCAUCCUCUCUGCCCGCGAACUCGAAAUCACCGGCACGCCAAGCAUCACGGCGCUCCUCGAUGCGCUCAAAGCGCGCACCUACUCGGCGGAGGAGGUGGUCUCGGCGUUCUGCCGGCGCGCGGCGAUCGCGCACCAGCUCACCAACUGCCUGACGGAGAUCUUUUUCGACCGGGCGCUGGCUCACGCGCGCGACCUCGACGCCGAGUAUGCGCGCACCGGCCGCCCGCGCGGCCCGCUGCACGGCCUCCCCGUGUCGCUGAAGGAGCAGAUUGCCGUGCGGGGCGUCGAGCGCUCCUUCGGCUUUGUGGGCUGGCUCGGGCGCGUGCCCGAGUCCGAUGCGGCGAUUACUACACUGCUCGUGGAGGCGGGCGCCGUGCCGUACUGCAUCACGAAUGUUGCACAGCACCUCGGCUUCGGCGCCGCCGUGAACAACGUCUUCGGCGAGACGUGUAAUCCGCACAAUCGCAACCUCACGCCGGGCGGCUCGUCGGGCGGCGAGGGCGCACUUAUCGCGCUCCGCGGAUCCGUGCUCGGUGUCGGCUCGGAUAUCGGCGGCAGCGUGCGCAUCCCCGCCGGCUUCAGUGGGCUUUACUCACUGCGCCCGUCGUACCAGCGCUUCCCGUACGAGGGCACGUGCAACUCGCAAGAAGGUCAGGAGUCGCUGCGCUCUGUCCUCGGCCCCAUGGCGGCGACGGUCGAUGGCCUCCGCCUCGCAUUCAAGGCCGUGAUCGAUGGCCGCCCGUGGCGCCUCGAUCCCGUCGUCCUCCGCAUGCCGUGGAGCGAGGAGCGGUACCGCCUUGCCGAGCAUGGGGGCGGCGAGCGCCUGGUUUUCGGCAUGAUGUCCGACGACGGGUUCGUGCGCGCCGCGCCCCCGUAUGCGCGCGCGCUGGCCGACGUCAAGGCCGCGCUCGAGACAGCGGGACACACCGUCGUGCCCUGGAAAGCGUACGAUGCCGAGCGGGGGUACGCGCUCUUCGGAGAGGUGUGGAUGGCCGACGGGCACAAGGACCUGUACGACACGCUCGCGCUGUCGGGCGAGCCGCGCGUCGGGCCGCUGGGAAGCGGGCCCGAGACGCUCCUCGAGGACGAGGUGACGAUCACCAAGUACUGGGAGAUACAGUAUCGGAAGCAGCGUUUCUUGAAGGAGCAGCUGGAUCACUGGAACCGCACUGCGGAGCAUACCGGCACCGGGCGGCCUGUCGACGCCAUCAUCUGCCCCGUUAGCGCGACGCCGCCGCAGACGCUCCGCGGCCGCCAGUACUAUGGAUAUACGGCGUGGUGUAAUCUCGCGGAUCUGCCUUCAGCCGUCAUUCCGGUGACGCGCGUUAAUCCGGCCAAGGACCUCAAGGUGACCCGGGACGACUACUAUAACUGGCUUGACAAAGAGCUUUGGGAGAUGUACGACCCCGAGGUGUACAAGAACGGGCCAAUUGGGGUCCAGAUUAUUGGGCAAAAGGACGAAGACGAGGCCGUCAUCCGCAUGGCCGAAAUCGUGGACGCUGCGCUGAAGGCGAGCAAGUCGUGUUGAUGGAAUGUUGAAUAGGACCGAACGCCGGUGACUCUCCCGUGAUAGCGAUGAUAAGUCUGUGUCAAUUGGCAGUCAGCCGCCCCCGCUAGAUGCAGACAUUCAUGCUCUACAGGUUAGGCCGAAGACAUGACAAGGCCUUGGUGCCCUCUAAGAUCGCCCCGCGCCGCCGCGCCCUCGUACAAUGCAGUCAAGAUCACACGGUAAAGAUGCCGAUGAAUUGGAAUGUCGUCCGG